AUGAGCUCGCAAUCCCUUCGCCGGCCAGAGUCGGCUCAUCGAACAGACGCCCCCGGCCGUGAUGACCAAGCCAUGCCGGAUCAAGGGCCAGCGCCGAUGUUGGUGUACCUGGUCGAAGGGGAGACGUUCGGAGGGAUGUAUCGCAACGCUGGGGCAGAGAACGGUCGACCUAUUUUCCAACGGUACGAGGAUCCUCCGGCCUGCAUUUGCUUUGAGGGUGGCUGGAAAGUUCGCUUGGGGACAGAUGAUGGGACUGCUCAGGAGCAUGCUGAUACUAGGUCAAGUUUGCCACCGACCGGUGCUUGGGGACCUUUGCAGGUGUCUUGUCGAUCAUCUCCGUUCUUCGUCGUUGACGGUGCUACGGAUAAUGAGUCUGUCAUGAAUGGACGCUACGCCUGCAUCGGGAUUCUCAACGGACGGCCCAAGUACAAGCGACUUGGCUCACAAGCCAUUAUCUAUUAUUUCGAUGGCAAGUGGAGGAUCAACUCGUCGGACACAUGGGGGUGGUACUUUUGGCAUCCAAACGCAGAAGCCCGAAUGCCACCGGUUGGUCUUUGGGAAAGAUAUGACCAUGACGAUGUACCUCAGGGGCCUCCUGCCAGCCUCACCCUAGGAACACAGUUCAUGAGAGGAGACAGCACGCUGAUAGUGCAACACCCCAGGCAGAUAGACUGGUCUGCGAACCCGUCCGGUGCAGGUUGGGUAACUUGGGUCGAACCAGGUGAGCGACGACAUGUCUCGCAGAUCAGAGAUGCAUGGUAUUUACAUGACGGUGACGACAACCUGUGGGUACCCUUCAGCGCAGCUGUCUUGGAGCAUACAGAAGGCGCUGACGCAGAGCCUGAUGAGCCAGUGGUGGUGUACAGAGUUCGGGUCAAUGAGCAACUGAGCACAACUUACGUGCAGGAUGGCAUGUGCAACUGUAAGGCGUUUUACCAAGCAAGUGGGGCGGAUGCGCAUCUUUUCUUCGAAGAUGGAUGGAGGUUAUCUACUCCUGCACUGCCUGGGCUCACAUUCUUCCCUGACCCUGACCCUGAAGAAUCAUCUUCAGGGUUCUUCCCCCCGACAGGCAGCUGGCACUCAGAGGGCGGAGAGACGGUAAGCGUGAGUUGUCGUGCGUCCCCAUUCUUCAUCGUCGGGGGAGCUGGAAGUGACGCGCAGCAUUCUCGGGUCAACGGACGGUAUGCCUGUGUUGGCAUCUUCAUGGGCAAGCCCAAGUACAAGCAGGUGGACGGAGAAGGGAUUCUAUACUGGAGGGACUAUUGGAAGCUUAACUAUACGGACGGCGCUCGUGUUUGGUACUACGCAUAUUAUCCUGAUAGCGACUCAUCUCUGCCGCCGACAGGCACAUGGACCACAUUUGCAUACAGCAAUAGGCUUGCCCUGCCGGCUCCUGAAGUUUCUAUCGGCCGCACGGAAGACUAUGGAGUCGGUGACCGCGUCGUCUUCAUGCGAUCAGGCUCUCUGUCCUACGGCCCCGGCUGCACGGCAGAGGUUGGCCAGAUUCGAGAGGAUGGCUUCUUCUCGCCCACGGGGUCUGAGACUUUAUGGGUCCCUCUCUCGAGCGUGACGUUAGACCAUGCCCAUGAAGAUCAUGAAGGAGAUUCCCAGCUCCAGGCAAGUGAGCCAUCCGAGGGAGAAGGCUCACACGCUGACGUUGAAAGCUCUCUGGAACAGGAUUCUGCUACUGGGGGCUCUGGAGACGAGGAAGAUUCGGAAGGAUCUGAAUCAGAAGCAGCACCAGCAGAUGCGUUUGAAUGCGGACAUGACGAGGACUGGACAAAUCCCGACGAAGUGGAACGAUUCAAGUGCCCGCUAUGCCUGAUGGUGGCCCGAGAUGCCUUGUCGCACCACUGCGGUGGAUCACUAUUUUGUGACGAGUGCUGGACUAGAUGCCUGGUGCGAGAUGAUAAGUGCCCAAAUUGUAGAGAAGACUCCUCAACCGUGGUGCCCGCACAUUUCGAGCGCCGGAGCAUCAGAAACCUCAGGAUCAACUGCCCAAGCGGAUGUGGAGGUACCUUCACUCUGACCGAGAAGCCUACGCACCUCAGCGACCUCUGCCCUCUCCGGGAGGUUCAGUGCCCAGAUUGCGGGGCUUCCAUGCAGGCUAACGAGCUGGCCGUGCAUCAGGAGGAGCAUUGCAGCAGCCGCAGAAUCCUCUGCAGCCUUUGCGGAGAGCAGGUUAUUGGCACUGACAUGAUGGCGCACUUCGAGAGUAGCCCAGGCAAGCACUUUGUGGCCUUGCUGGCGAAGGUCAGCAGCCUUGAGGCUGAGGUAACUCGGCUCAGAGCCGAAAGGGGCCGAGAGGAAGGGACGGGAGUGGACUUGUAA
This is a messenger RNA of Symbiodinium sp. CCMP2592, 2331 nucleotides long. Lineage: Eukaryota; Dinophyceae; Suessiales; Symbiodiniaceae. The record is from the annotation of a GenBank genome assembly.